This is a messenger RNA of Fukomys damarensis (Damara mole-rat), 4030 nucleotides long. It is a transcript of the gene Klhl8, whose product is annotated as kelch like family member 8. The transcript is spliced from 12 exons. Gene Ontology annotation, molecular function: protein binding. Bases 163 to 2022 code for a protein of 619 amino acids. NCBI's taxonomy places the organism in Eukaryota, Metazoa, Chordata, Mammalia, Rodentia, Bathyergidae. The record is from RefSeq and is a predicted model, not a curated record.
UCUUGAGUAGCCGGGAUUACAGUCUCAGCAAAUUGGACAGUGGCGGUUGAGUGUAUUUUGAAAACUGAAGAUUAGUGGCUUCUGCCUUCUGUCUUCCCAACUUUAACAAAGAAUAAAUGGGGUGUUUGAGAAGAGAGCUAAAUUAAAAGAAGAGUUUUACAAAUGGCUUCAGAAUCAGUGACUGGGAAACCAGCUCGGAAUCACUUCCCAAAGGGGAAAAGGCAGCAGCACCAGCCAAUAAAGAACAGAUCUUCAGUGAGUGACUGUGACAGAGAAGACUCCUUUAUCUUUGAAGCAAAUGAAGCCUGGAAAGAUUUCCACAGCUCUCUUCUUCGAUUUUAUGAAAAUGGAGAACUCUGUGAUGUCACACUAAAGGUUGGUUCAAAGCUCAUCUCUUGUCAUAAGCUGGCAUUGGCUUGUGUUAUUCCCUACUUUAGAGCCAUGUUUCUCUCUGAAAUGGCAGAAGCCAAGCAAACAGUGAUUGAGAUUAGAGAUUUUGAUGGCGAUGCAAUAGAGGAUCUGGUGAAAUUUGUCUACUCUUCACGGCUAACAUUGACUGUGGACAACGUCCAACCUCUCUUGUAUGCGGCCUGCAUUCUUCAGGUUGAACUGGUGGCCAGAGCUUGCUGCGAAUACAUGAAGCUUCAUUUCCAUCCUUCCAACUGCCUAGCAGUGAGGGCCUUUGCAGAAAGCCACAACCGGAUAGACCUCAUGGACAUGGCUGAUCAGUACGCUUGCGAACACUUCACCGAGGUUGUGGAGUGUGAAGACUUUGUGAGUGUGUCACCCCAGCACCUGCACAAGCUUCUGUCCUCCAGUGAUCUACACAUUGAGAAUGAAAAGCAGGUCUACAGCGCUGCCAUCAAGUGGCUUCUUGCCAACCCCCAGCAUCAUUCCAAGUGGCUGGAUGAAACUUUGGCGCAGGUUCGUCUGCCAUUAUUGCCAGUUGAUUUCCUUAUGGGUGUAGUGGCAAAAGAACAGAUUGUCAAGCAAAACCUAAAGUGCAGAGAUUUGUUGGAUGAAGCAAGAAAUUACCAUCUUCAUCUGAGUUACAAAGCCGUGCCUGACUUCGAAUACUCCAUCCGUACUACCCCAAGGAAGCACACUGCUGGUGUGCUGUUCUGUGUAGGGGGCCGAGGUGGAUCAGGCGACCCCUUUCGCAGUAUUGAAUGCUAUUCCAUCAGCAAAAACACUUGGUUCUUUGGACCAGAGAUGAACAGCCGGAGGCGACACGUGGGUGUGAUCUCUGUGGAAGGUAAAGUGUACGCAGUGGGGGGACAUGAUGGCAACGAGCACUUGGGCAGCAUGGAGAUGUUUGAUCCUCUCACCAAUAAAUGGAUGAUGAAGGCCUCGAUGAACACAAAGAGGCGAGGAAUUGCCUUGGCCUCCUUGGGGGGCCCAAUCUAUGCCAUUGGGGGGUUGGAUGACAACACUUGCUUCAAUGACGUGGAGAGAUAUGACAUUGAAUCUGACCAGUGGAGUGUGGUGGCCCCGAUGAACACUCCCCGUGGAGGUGUUGGCUCCGUGGCUCUCGUGAGCCAUGUUUACGCAGUAGGUGGCAAUGAUGGAGUGGCUUCUUUGUCUAGUGUGGAGAGAUAUGAUCCACAUCUGGAUAAGUGGAUAGAAGUUAAAGAAAUGGGUCAACGACGAGCUGGCAAUGGAGUCAGUGAGCUUCAUGGCUGCUUAUAUGUUGUUGGUGGUUUUGAUGACAACUCUCCUCUGAGUUCAGUUGAGCGGUACGACCCUCGCAGCAACAAGUGGGAUUAUGUGGCCACACUCACCACUCCCAGGGGUGGGGUGGGGAUCGCCACUGUGAUGGGCAAAAUCUUCGCAGUCGGAGGUCACAACGGCAACGCGUACUUGAACACAGUAGAAGCCUUUGAUCCGGUGCUGAAUAGGUGGGAGCUGGUGGGCUCUGUGUCUCACUGCAGAGCUGGAGCAGGCGUUGCUGUGUGUUCCUGUCUGACGAGCCAGAUUCGGGACGUAGGCCAUGGGUCCAACAACGUGGUUGACUGUAUGUGAUUAGAGUGCCAGGCACCACCGACUCUGUCACAUCUGAUGGGCAAGAAAGGCAGCCUGGAUUUGGAUAUGACCCCCUUUGAAUUUUAACGACAACCAGAGACUUAUGUAAAUGUUAAUUGUAGUAUUGUGACUAAGUACAGCUUUUUGAAUGAUAGCUGAAGAAUUUUUGGUCAUGCUGUUAAAUUUCGUACUUUCUGCUUUAGUAAAUAAAGGAAUGGGGAUGGAAGACAGUUUAACUUGAAACCAUACCUACUCUGGAAAAAACGUUUAAAGUAGUGCCAAAACCUUGAAGUCUCUGUUAAUUUGGAUCAAUCCCAAUGAAAUUUGUUGAGUUUUACUUUUCCUUUGUUUAUAGGUAUUAGCCUUGGGUAGUGGAUUCUUCCAGAGCAAAGAUUAGAACCUAUGCAUUGACACACAAGAGACAUACUCCUCUUGAAAAUAAUUUCUCCUUGGUGCUGCUAAAGUUAUAUCUUGCUUUUUCUCUAGGUGUUGAUUUCACUUUCUUAGGUAUUUCCAAAAGUAGAAAAACAGUUUUGUCUGAGUGCCAGUUGGCUGCAUUCUUGGAAGCUGGUGCAGGCCUUGAUUUCAAUUAGAAUUGCUAGGAUACCAAAAGACUUGGCUGUGCUAAUUAUGUCUGAACAAAUCCACGUUUUUUUUUUUUUGUUGUUUUAUUUUUCCUAUCUCAUGCAAAAAAAUGAACCAGAGGAAAUACUAGAGAAGGCUUUAGAGGUGCUGUCAUCCCAGUGUCCAGCUGGGAGGCCUUGACAGGGUGCCAGUUAUGUGUUGCCCUACAAGGGAAAGCUGAAGCUAUCUUUACCCCUCUUCUUUGACUUACUUGAUUUUGAAUCCAGGAUUUAUUACCUUCCUAUUUUGUUAUUUUCCACCAUCCUGGUUUUUCUGACUGUACAGAUCUACAUUUAUUUGUUAUCAGAAAAUGAAAGCAUUUUUAUCAAAACUCUACAUUGACUAGUUUACUGAUUAUUUCAAGUCCGUCAUUAACUAAUGAGACGUGUUGGUAAAGACAGAGGAAGGUGGAAAAUGUUUUUUUCUCAUUAUGUUUAAUAUCCUCCAGUGUAUUUAUUGCAGUUUAAUUGACAAUAUUUCUACAAAGUAAUUUGAAGCCCAUGGUUUUGAUAAACCAACUGAUAUUACAGCCCUUCUUUGUUUUAACUAGCAUUAUAAAAUGACCUAUUCAUUAUUUUUAUAUACUUUUAAAAAUAUUUAUUAAGAACACUAAACUAUCUUAUUUUAUAUUUUCUAUGCAGUUUGGAAUCCCUCUUCCAGGCUUUCCUAAAAUUUCCUUCCUUUGUACCAUAGAAUCUGUUGUAGUUUACUACUGUUACCUCAUGCACAAGGAAGCCAGCCAGGGAAAGAUUACUCGAUCCAUCCAUUCCUGAGGUUCCUGAUUAAAUGGGGACUGAACUUGUCAGUGCAGAAGGGCAAAAUGCCACAUUCCAAAAGCUAGCUAUCAGGCAUACAGAACCAAAAAGAGCUAAAAAAUUCAAGAGGGCUCAAGCUGGCAAAUGUACUUCAUGAAGCAAAUUUCAAAGUUCUUAAUCAUGAUGUCUUUUCUACUCUUGGCCUGUGGGCAAGUUCCUGAGUCAUUUCUGGUUAUGUAACAGGUUUCUCUAGUUUAACUAUAACCAUGUUCAAGUUACUCACACAAGCAUUGGCUGGACCAGCUAUAGCUGGCUGAAUGUGGAGCGUGAAUUGCAAAACCUGGCUUUCACUGUCUAUUUUCAUCUCUGAUGAAGUUCUGGUAUUAUAGUGCGUGUCUGGCUACGGUUACUGACAAGUCAGUGGAUGAAAUCUACCCUCAAAGAAUGAAGGUUUUCCUCCAUGGCCAAAUGUCUUCAAAUAACAAUUAAAGGAAAGACUUAGAAAAUCAUCAUGAGCACGUUGCAUGUGUUACUGAACCAACCUAUCGCAGAAUGCAGAAACAGCAAAAAUCUCCCGCCAUCACCACGUGCAGCUGUCUAGACGGUGGUGACAUUUUCACCUUGAUGAG